GAAAUCGUUGUUGAUUGUGCAGUUUCACCAUGGUGGCCCUUUGGCUUGGAACUAGUACCACCCCCUAUAGCAAGGAACAAGAAGAGAGAGCUGCCACCCUCCAGAGAGAGAAAAGGGAGCAAAUGGAGAGGAGGGAACUGAUCAAGCAGGCAAAGAUGUUGGCCGUGGUAGAGGAACAGGAGGCGAAGAAGAAGCAGAUGGAAGAAGAAAUGGAAAGGUGGAAGGAGCAGGAGGAGAAGAUGGCAGCAAUAGAGGCUGAAGUAGAGAGAGAAGUGGAAGUCAAAACAGAGGAGCCGUUGGAAAGAAAGACGGGUGAGGCAAGUACGAGUGGGACCACCUCAGAGGAGCAGGAGGAUAUCCAUAGCCUCCACGACGCGGUUCAGACGAACAAUCAGGCGUUUGACCAAGUCAACAGCCACCUCCAGCAGCUGGAGCAACGACCCGUCACCGCCCCCGAUGCUAGCUCCUCCAACACCUCCGAUUGCCUCAAUGCAUUGGAGAUCGAUGUCGGAACCCUCAAGGACGACGCGCAGCUACAACAAACCACCACGCAACAACUGGAGCAGCAGAUCUUUGCCGCCGCCACCAACCCGAGUUCGGCACCGCGUGAGACCACUCCAAAGUUCGAUGGGCAGGAGAUCUUUUGCGAUUUGACGAAGACGGACCUGAUUCUGUGGUUCCGCAAGUUCGAGCUCAAGUUGCAGCUACACCACUUGAUCUUUUACUAUGCGAUGUUGGACCGGUUCGUGCUACUCUACUUCGACGACAUUCUCGUCUAUAGUUGGAUUUUCGAGGAUCAUCUUGAGCACCUUCGACGAGUAUUGGAGACGCUCCGCCGCGCAAAGUACAAAGCCAGCCGCGACAAGUGCGAAUUUGUCCGGCAAGAGCUGGAAUACUUGGGCCAUUUUGUCAGACCGGAGGGCAUCAGUCCGUGGUCAGACAAGAUUCAAGCCAUCCAAGAGUGGUCGGAGCCGCGGAACGUCACGGAUAUUCGUUCGUUCCUUGGCCUUGCUGGCUACUACCAACGUUUUAUCAAGGGAUACUCGAAGAUCGCGGCCCACUUGACCAAGCUUCAAUGCGAGGAUCGACCGUUUGACUUUGGAGAGGAUGCGUGGGAAUCAUUUUUGGCUCUCAAAGUCGCGCUAUUAUCUGUGGAGGUCUUGCACAUAUAUGAUCCGCUAUUGCCAACGCACGUCACUACGGAUGCGUCCGGCUAUGGCAUUGGUGCCGUCCUCGAACAACACGAUGGCGUGGACUGGCACCUGGUCGAGUACUUUAGCAAGAAAGUGCUCGUCGUGCACUCCAUUGAUGAUGCACACAAGGAGCUCCUAGCCUUCGUCCACGCGCUCAAGCGGUGGCGAGACUUCCUCCUUGGUCGAAGUCAAUUCCGAUGGGUAACGGACAACAAUCCGCUGGUCUUCUACAAGACCCAAGACACCGUCAAUAGCACCAUCGCCCGUUGGAUGACUUUCAUCAACCAAUGCGACUUCUUUCUCGAUCACAUUCCGGGGAAGUCCAACCGUUUUGCGGAUGCUCUUUCAUGGCGUCCGGAUCAUUGUACCACAGUCUAUUCGACCUUCGAGAUCGACGACGACCUGCGGGACAGCUUCAUCCGCGGCUACUAAGGCGACCCCAAGUUUCGCGACAAGUAUGCGAAUUGCUC
Chara braunii is the source of this 1663-nucleotide messenger RNA. NCBI's taxonomy places the organism in Eukaryota, Viridiplantae, Streptophyta, Charophyceae, Charales, Characeae. The record is from the annotation of a GenBank genome assembly.